AUGCGGCGGGUACUGUGUGGUGUUUCUGUGCGCUGUGGCGCGCUUUCAUCUCGAUUCUGUAGUGGUGGCAAGGCUGAUAAGCCGAAACUGGAAGAGUUGGCUGCAACAUACUCACAACUCACCCUCAAGGAAUUGUCGGACCUGCAGCGACUUGUUUUCAAGAAACUUGGCCAUAGCGACGACUUCUAUGAAAAGGCAUUACUUCGUGGACUUGGGGGUGGAGGCGGUGGUGGCGCUGCAGUGGCAUUCCCGGUUGCUGCAGCAGCGGGAGCGGCCCCCAGUGGGGCGUCUGCUACUGAGGCUGAACCACCAAAGACUGAAAAGAAGAAAGUCGAAAAAACCUCUUUUGACGUCAAACUUGAGAAGUAUGCUCCCGAUAUUAAGGUAAAGUUGAUAAAGGAACUUCGGUCGGUAACAAACCUUUCCAUUGCUGAUGCAAAGAACGCAAUCGAGAAGUGUCCGGGAUUAGUACAGACGAAUAUGCGCAAAGAGGAUGCCGAGAAACUGAAGGGGCUGUUUGAAAAACUUGGCGCCACCGUCCAGCUGUUGUAG
Trypanosoma brucei brucei TREU927 is the source of this 552-nucleotide messenger RNA. Its product is annotated as 60S ribosomal protein-like. Gene Ontology annotation, cellular component: ribosome. Gene Ontology annotation, molecular function: structural constituent of ribosome. Lineage: Eukaryota; Euglenozoa; Kinetoplastea; Trypanosomatida; Trypanosomatidae. The transcript has a single exon. The record is from RefSeq and is a predicted model, not a curated record. Bases 1 to 552 code for a protein of 183 amino acids. Gene Ontology annotation, biological process: translation.